AUGCCGGAGUUCACACCUCAAGAGUGGAUCCAGCCAUCCAGCCAUGAACACUUCUCCUGGGUACCGUUGUUUGUAGUGAAAUUGAUUCUCAGCUGUAUGAAGGCAGAUGGGGAGGACGGGGAAGAGGAUGGCGACAAGGACGGAGAUGAAGGCCACAUGGACCGGAAUGCCUUCAGAGAUGGGGUCGCACUGCCACUUCAGCGGGUUCUGAAGGAUGACAAGGAUGAAGAAGAAGAGUUCAGUGAAGAAGGUCAAUGGAAGUAUGGCGAGCAUGUCUCUCAGGAGUGCAGCAUUCAGAUCUGGAUGUCUUUUGGCGCCGCCUGGAAGGAGGGCGACGUCAUCGGCGUCCUCUUCUCUGCCAAGGAUGGCACUGCCAAUCUCUCCUUCUCCCUGAACGGAUCCUUCACGGCGCCGAUGGGUCAGGCUUUCUCGAUCGACCUGACGGAGGAGAUGACGCUAGCCAUGGUCCUGGCCUCCGGUGAUGAAGGAGAGAUCAACGUGAACCUGGGGCAGCGGCUCUUUCAAACGUGCCCGUCGAUGGAGGGGGAGCAGGAGCCCCGUGUGCGCGGACUUGGCGAGGCCAUGCGCAUGCGGCCCGCCUGGAAAGUGCAACUCCCCAAGGGCGUCAAGGCAUGGCCUGUCUUUGAAGAGCCGUCGCGCACCUCCAAGGGCCGAAAGCCUCUCGAGGAUAAGGCGGAGGUUGACCAACUCCACAAUGCGGAGGACAACUGGGUUCAGAUCAUGGAAGGCUGGGUGCAGACGCGGAUGAUGGUGGCCGGCACGGAGUACGAAGCCCUCAAGCUGCGACCCCUCUGGAGUCCGGUGGACCCUCCACGCAAGAAGAAAGAAGCCAGGAAGAAGCGCCAGCAAACCAUCUUCGCCACGUUUGACACAGAGUUUUGCGAGACUCGCAACUGGCAAUUCACAGGCACGGACCAAGCCGUUGCACAAGGGGGGCCAGACUUGCUGGUAAGCGCAGAAUCUGCCAGUGCCGGACUCCUGCGAUGGCUUUUGAAGAUCGACGAGGGCAACGACGCCGUCGAGGUGGGUGUGGUGCCGGUCAGUGAGGUGGAGGAGCCCGGAUACCUGUUCAACACCGGUCAGUGUGGCCUGAAAUCUGAGAACGUUAGCGGGGGAGAAAGUGGAGGCGAGCAAAAGCCUACGUGGCCGAUCUACCAGAAGUUUGUGGAGAUCAUCUGCGAUGUGGACCGCAAGAAGGUCUCAUUCCACGUCGGGAGCAAGAAGGACAACCUGCAGGAGGUGAAGACCCUCGAGCUGCCCUACGAUGAGGAGGUGAAGCUGGCAAUCACCGGCUGGAGCGGAACCCGUGUGCGCUUGGAGCCCCCGCAGAAGUGGAUGGGAGGAGAGGAGUCCGACUCCGACUCCGACUCCAAUGCCGAGGAGGACGAGCAGUUCUCCAACACCUGCGGGAAUGUGGUGCAGCCUUCGACGUGGCAUGUCGCCUCAAUCUGCGUGGAUUUGGAGAAGCGGCAGGAGAUGCAGAUCAUCCUCGACGGCGAGCACCAUUUGGUGGCAAGGGAUCCGAGCCUCUUUGCUCCGGAAGGCCUCUUCAGCAUCGAUCCGACUGAAGGUGUGGUGCUCUUUGGGAGGCGGCGAGCUGGAAAGAUCGUCGAGCGGGAGUGGCGGCUCGGCGGCCACCUUCGGCAGAUGCGGAUGGAGUCGAAGUUUCUGUCCGUGGCCGAGGUUUGGGGCCAACAACUGCCAAAGGGCGUCUGGGGUUGCCGGACUUGUGGCUCGCGGAGCCCUGCGGAUGUCCGAAUCUGCUGGAGCUGUCACACGGCGCGGCAGAAGAGUGCUGCAAGGCCGCCCAGCGACGCGGACCCGCGCCACGAGGGUCUCACGGUCCUGGUGGCCGAUUCCUUCAAGGACCUGGUGCUGGAGUCGAAAGAGCACGUGUUUGUGCUGAUCUACGCGCCCUGGUGCGAAGCCUGCCAGGAGGUGAAACCUCACUGGAGGAAGCUGGCGAAGAUGCUGAAGGGGUCGAGCAACAUACGCAUUGCUAUGAUGGACUCGGAUGAGAACGAUGUGCCCAACCGCUUCUUCCCAGAGUCUUUCAUACCCAAUGUGAAGCCCAGCGCUGAGCAUCUUGUCAAUUCCUGGGCACAUGCUUUCCGGGUUCGCUCUGGCCAGCGGUUCCGACCGGCUUGCAAGGAGCUCACAAGACUCAUCAAGCUGGGCGUUCCACGGAACGAGGCGGCCGGAGUGGCAGCUCUGGCCGAGGCCGUGGCAGCAGACGGCCCCGAGCCGCUGUCGGACCCUCUCACGCUGCUGCGGUUCUAUAGGGCUCGCGACCGUGACGUGGAAGCCGCUGCGAGUAUGUACAAAGACACCCUGGAAUGGCGCGCAAGCUACUCCAUUCCCAAGGUCAUGGAUGCUUACGGCAAGCCCGGGCAGUACAAGGCAGACUCCAGCCGUGCUACGGACACCGCCGAUUGGACGUGGGUGUGUGCUCCGCAUACCCCCGAGUCGCAACUUGCCAUGCGCCAUGCAUUCUUCGGUCGCUUGUCCACCAAAGUCGCGGACGAGCCCAUCUUGAUCUGGCGUGCUGGAAGUGCAGACUACCAGGGGAUGGUGCGAGAGGGUUUGGUGGAUCUAAUGACACAGGCCUUCGUCGUCCACUUGGAGGACACCCUUCAAGCUGCACGCGCCGCCUCCUUGAGAAGACGUGAGCUAGUUCGCGCCCGUCUCAUCAUCGACUGCGAGGGCUUCGGUUUCGACAACGCUCGCUAUAUCCCCAUCUUGCGGAAGAUCAUCGGCCUCGGCAAGUCAUACUUUCCUGAGGUUACUGCCUCGGUGACUGUGGUGCGUGCACCUGGCUUCCUUGCAACCUUCUAUGGCCUCCUCAGGCCCCUUUUGCCUAAGCUGCUGCAAGAGAAGGUCUGCAUACUGGGCAACGACUUUGCAGACGGCUUGCGGAAGCAUACAGGGCUGGACCUCGCAAUCUUGCCUACCUUUCUGGGCGGGAGCGUGACGGAAACUGGGAUCGGCGAAGUCCUUCCCGUCCCGCAGGAUGCCUGGAGCACUCGCUCCAAGUGA
Symbiodinium natans is the source of this 3057-nucleotide messenger RNA. Lineage: Eukaryota; Dinophyceae; Suessiales; Symbiodiniaceae. The record is from the annotation of a GenBank genome assembly.